Messenger RNA from Chrysochloris asiatica (Cape golden mole), 597 nucleotides. It is a transcript of the gene DNAJC5, whose product is annotated as DnaJ (Hsp40) homolog, subfamily C, member 5. Gene Ontology annotation, cellular component: presynapse; membrane; intracellular membrane-bounded organelle. The coding region runs from base 1 to 597 and encodes 198 amino acids. Gene Ontology annotation, biological process: regulation of synaptic vesicle cycle. The record is from RefSeq and is a predicted model, not a curated record. The transcript has 4 exons. Lineage: Eukaryota; Metazoa; Chordata; Mammalia; Afrosoricida; Chrysochloridae.
AUGGCUGACCAGCGGCAGCGCUCUCUCUCUACCUCUGGGGAGUCCCUGUACCACGUGUUAGGGCUGGACAAGAACGCAACCUCAGAUGACAUAAAGAAGUCUUAUCGGAAACUUGCCUUGAAGUAUCACCCCGACAAGAACCCUGAUAACCCAGAGGCCGCAGACAAAUUCAAGGAGAUCAACAACGCACAUGCGAUUCUCACCGAUGCCACAAAGAGGAACAUCUAUGACAAGUACGGCUCCCUGGGACUCUACGUGGCUGAACAGUUCGGCGAGGAGAACGUCAACACCUACUUCGUGCUCUCCAGUUGGUGGGCCAAGGCCCUCUUCGUCCUGUGCGGGCUGCUCACCUGCUGCUACUGCUGCUGCUGCCUCUGCUGCUGUUUCAACUGCUGCUGCGGGAAGUGCAAGCCCAGGCCGCCGGACGGCGAGGAGGCCGAGGUCUACGUGUCCCCCGAGGACCUGGAGGCACAGCUGCAGUCGGACGAGAGGGAGGCCACAGACACGCCCAUCGUGAUCCAGCCGGCAUCUGCCACGGAGACCACCCAGCUCACAGCCGAUUCUCACCCCAGCUACCACACCGACGGGUUUAACUAA